Procambarus clarkii (red swamp crayfish) is the source of this 3568-nucleotide messenger RNA. The record is from RefSeq and is a predicted model, not a curated record. NCBI's taxonomy places the organism in Eukaryota, Metazoa, Arthropoda, Malacostraca, Decapoda, Cambaridae.
CAUGGCGGUGUUGAUAUGCCUUAUCUUCAGUGUGCUGUCCACCAUCACCCAGUAUGAAGACUUUGCCAAUGAGACUCUCUUUUGGAUGGAGAUCUGUCUCGUUGUGUUCUUCGGCGUGGAGUACGCCGUACGGAUGUGGGCUGCCGGUUGCAGGUCCAAGUACAUGGGCUUCUUGGGUAGAAUACGUUUUAUAAGGAAACCAAUUUGUAUCAUAGAUCUCAUAGUAGUGGUAGCGUCCGUGGUGGUUCUCUGUGUGGGGUCGAACGGCCAGGUGUUCGCCACUUCAGCCAUAAGAGGGAUUCGAUUCCUGCAAAUCUUAAGAAUGCUCCACGUGGACAGACAAGGAGGCACGUGGAGACUGUUGGGCUCCGUCGUCUUCAUCCACAGACAAGAGUUGAUAACUACACUAUACAUCGGGUUCUUGGGCCUCAUCUUCUCCUCGUACUUCGUGUACCUCGCUGAGAAGAAGGAUGAUGACGAGGAGGAGGCAGAAGGCGACUUCUCCAGCUACGCCGAUGCCCUCUGGUGGGGGGUGAUAACUGUGACGACGAUAGGCUACGGUGACACCGUCCCCAGGACCUGGAUGGGGAAAAUUGUUGCCUCCUGCUUCAGUGUGUUCGCCAUAUCCUUCUUCGCUCUUCCUGCUGGAAUCUUGGGCUCCGGGUUCGCCCUCAAAGUACAACAGAAACAGCGUCAGAAGCAUUUUAACCGCCAGAUCCCAGCAGCCGCCAUGUUGAUCCAGUGUCUAUGGCGCUGCUAUGCCGCAGAUAAGCAUUUCAAUUCCACUGCGACCUGGAAGAUCCACUUGAAAGACCCGAACGCCAACAGCAACUCUCAGUCCACUCCUCUCAGCAAGGAGAGUUCUCUGAAUACACCACUAAGCAAGAUGGCGAAGAGGGCAAGUGUAUUGCGGAGAAGAAAAUCCAAAAGCAAGAUGGAUGUUUCGUCGGCCCCAGAGUGCUCGAGCAGAAGAGACAGCGAAGGUGACAUGGUCUUCUACGUUGAGGAGCCUAGGGCAGCUGGAACGCCUAGCCGAAGCCGUCGGGAAGGAGGACCAAGGACUUCGGCGUUACAUAGUCAAGCCUCCUCCGUCACCGAAGUAGCCUCCGAUGACAUUGAUCUCGACAAUGACGAACCUCAGGGCUUUACCUCACUGACUGAGGCUCACCGCAACGCCAUCAGGGCCAUCAGAAAGAUCAAGUAUUUCGUGGCAAGGCGGAAAUUCCAACAAGCCAGAAAGCCCUAUGACGUGAGAGACGUUAUUGAACAAUACAGCCAGGGGCACCUCAACAUGAUGGUCAGAAUUAAGGAACUUCAGCGUCGGCUUGAUCAGACUUUGGGCAAGCCUGGAAGCUAUUUAAGUGGUAUAGACAAGUCUGGCAACGUUAAGCCUAUGACCAUCGGGGCGAGGCUCUAUAGAGUUGAACAACAGCUGGUGCUCCUUGACAAGAAACUGGACCAGAUGCUGUUUGUGUGUAAUGCCUUGGCCCAGAAGAGCCAGCAGCCUGAGCUCCGGAAUAACGAUGACCACGUAUAGUGAUGCCAGUCCAUCCUGUGUUACAGGUCCUGUAGUAACUGUACAUAUUCUAGCCAAUUUGUUAUUUUGGGUUUUUUUGCUUAGAAAAAGGACUCGCCACGUAAACGCUUUAGUAAUUGAGAUUGAGAUCUACUAGAGAGCUUCGAUCACCUGAUCUUUCACAGUUAUGGAUUCUUCAGUAUAUAUAAGAGGUAAUAAAUAUAUUUAUUUUUUAUUGUAGAAUAUUGAUGGAAAAAUGGAAAUUGGAUUAGUUUUAUUGUGGUAUUUGAUUGGUAAUUUGUCAAGAUUUGUGUUUUAAAUCUUUGAGAUUUGGGAAAUAUGAUUGAUCAAGUUAGAAAAUACUAAAGGUUGUUACCCGGAAAGGAAGGAAUUGUGUAACUGUCAAAAUCUUCACUGUGGGAUGUGAGUUCAUAGAUUACAUUUUUCAAGGAAAUAAAUAGCAGUGAUAUUUUUUCUGAGUUCUCCAUAAAUUGUACUGAUGUAGGAUAACUGAAAUUCAGUAUUGAAGUUUGAAAUGUGAAUCGGGUAUUAAUAUUGUAGGUGUAUAGUUAAGUCAAAGUCAAAAAAAGUAAUAUUUUUGUAUUGUAAACUUUACGGUACGAUCAUAAGGCUAUAUAGAUAUGCCAUUCAAACAUAUUGGCCAGAUAAGCCAACUAAUUUUUGUACAGCCUGUCCUAAUUCAUUCUAGUUCAACACCGGUUGAAUUCAUUCUAGUUCAACAUUCUAGUUAAAAUGUUUUAAAUCAAGUAUUAGAACAGUGUAAAACAUAGGUAAAUAUGCUCUAAAGGAACACUAAUUAAGCAUAAUUAUUUUGUCUAUAUAAUUAACAAAUUAUACAGACAUCCUUCAAACUUUAUCUAAUCUUAAGUGAAUUUCUGUCAGCUGGAGUACAAUACUUAUUAUCAUCUUAUCUAUCCUCCUCAAAAAAAAAGUAAUUAUUAUUAAAAAAAUACAUAAAUCACAUCACUGAUUGAAGAAAUUAAUGACAAUCCAUCUCGAGAAUAUUAUUAUUGUAACACAGAGAUGAAUGUUAGCUCUGGUGUAAUGGUGAGCACAUUUGUGAGAGCACCUGACUCAAUCCUGCACAGCACUGAAUGAUUCCUUCAUUCUGACCAACACACUUGGCUUGAAUUGAGGAAAUGAGUGUAGAACGGCCGGCAGAUUUAUUUAUUUAUUUAUUUAUUUAUUUAUUUAUUUAUUUAUUUAUUUAUUUAUUUAUUUAUUUAUUUAUUUAUAUACAAGAAGGUACAUUGGGUUAGAGAGAAUACAUAGCACAGUAUUUGCAAUCUUGUAAAGACACUACUACGCGCAGCGUUUCGGGCAGGUCCAGAUUAUCUGAAAGGGGGUACACAGGGCACUGAAAACCUAACAGGGGCACUGAAUAACGUAACAGAGCACUAGAGAAGGCAACAGGGCAUUGAAUAACGUAACAGAGCACUAGAGAAGGCAACAGGGGCACUGAAUAACGUAACAGAGCACUAGAGAAGGCAACAGGGCAUUGAAUAACGUAACAGAGCACUAGAGAAGGCAACAGGGCACUGAAUAACGUAACAGAGCACUAGAGAAGGUAACAGGGCAUUGAAUAACGUAACAGGGCACUGGAUAAGGUAACAGGGCAUUGAAUAACGUAACAGAGCACUAGAGAAGGCAACAGGGCAUUGAAUAACAUAACAGAGCACUAGAGAAGGCAACAGGGGCACUGAAUAACAUAACAGAGCACUAGAGAAGGCAACAGGGCAUUGAAUAACGUAACAGGGCACUAGAGAAGGUAACGGGGCAUAUAAUAACAAAACCACUUCAUGUACCUAGUCCUGAAACCUAAAUCUCAACAAAGCCUAGAAAAUUAUUCUUUUAGUUAUUAUAAUUAAAUUAGCAUUAGAUAAUUAAUUACAUAAUAUAAUUCAUUUUUGGUGUAUUAUUUAUUAGAUUAAGUGAUUAAAGUUUGAGUGGAUUUAAGUAGGAGCUGCCUCGUAUGGACCAAUAAGAGCUGCCUCGUAUGGGCCAAUAAGAGCUGCCUCGUAUGGACCAAUA